Suricata suricatta (meerkat) is the source of this 2303-nucleotide messenger RNA. It is a transcript of the gene PPP2R2C, whose product is annotated as protein phosphatase 2 regulatory subunit Bgamma. Gene Ontology annotation, molecular function: protein phosphatase regulator activity; protein binding. Lineage: Eukaryota; Metazoa; Chordata; Mammalia; Carnivora; Herpestidae. The record is from RefSeq and is a predicted model, not a curated record. Bases 101 to 1891 code for a protein of 596 amino acids. The transcript has 12 exons. Gene Ontology annotation, cellular component: cytosol; protein phosphatase type 2A complex. Gene Ontology annotation, biological process: peptidyl-serine dephosphorylation.
CUAGGCUGCGGCGGCAUGGCCCGCGCGCCCGGCGCGACCUCUGCGGAUUGCAUCGGUGUGUGGCGGCGGGGCAUGCCCAGGGCACCGGGCACGGCCUUCAAUGGGCGAGGACACGGACACGCGGAAAAUUAACCACAGCUUCCUGCGGGACCACAGCUAUGUGACUGAAGCCGAUAUCAUCUCUACCGUUGAGUUCAACCACACCGGAGAGCUGCUGGCCACAGGCGACAAGGGUGGCCGGGUUGUCAUCUUCCAGCGAGAGCCAGAGAGUAAAAAUGCGCCGCACAGCCAGGGCGAGUACGACGUCUACAGCACCUUCCAGAGCCACGAGCCGGAGUUCGACUAUCUCAAGAGUCUGGAGAUAGAGGAGAAGAUCAACAAGAUCAAGUGGCUUCCGCAGCAGAAUGCCGCCCACUCGCUGCUGUCCACCAACGAUAAAACUAUCAAAUUAUGGAAGAUUACGGAGCGAGAUAAGAGGCCCGAGGGAUAUAACCUGAAAGAUGAAGAAGGGAAGCUUAAAGACCUGUCCACGGUGACGUCACUCCAGGUGCCUGUGCUGAAGCCCAUGGAUCUGAUGGUGGAGGUGAGCCCACGGAGGGUCUUCGCCAAUGGCCACACCUACCAUAUCAACUCCAUCUCCGUCAACAGCGACUGCGAGACGUACAUGUCGGCGGACGACCUGCGCAUAAACCUCUGGCACUUGGCCAUCACCGAUAGGAGCUUCAACAUCGUGGACAUCAAGCCGGCCAACAUGGAGGACCUCACGGAGGUGAUCACGGCGUCCGAGUUCCACCCCCACCACUGCAACCUCUUCGUCUACAGCAGCAGCAAGGGCUCCCUGCGUCUCUGCGACAUGCGUGCGGCCGCCCUGUGUGACAAGCACUCCAAACUGUUCGAAGAGCCCGAGGACCCCAGCAACCGCUCCUUCUUCUCCGAAAUCAUCUCCUCCGUGUCGGACGUGAAGUUCAGCCGCAGUGGCCGGUACAUGCUUACUCGGGAUUACCUCACGGUCAAAGUCUGGGACCUGAACAUGGAGGCGAGGCCCGUCGAGACCUACCAGGAAAUGGCGGAGGCCAGAGAUGGGGCAGGGGUGACACAGCCCCCCUGCCGCCCCCGUUCAGGUGCAGGAGCCCCCGCUGGCACCAGCCAGGAGGUGACCGUCCCGGAGACCCACCUGGAGCCGUUCCCCGGCGAGGAGCACAGGGUCUGGCUGAGCCGCCGGGUCCAGGGCGGGGACCCCCUAGAGCUGCUGCUGCCACCCUGGCGCCCCUCCCCCCGGCAGUGCUCUCCAUCAGGGACCAGCAUGGCGGCCACAGAGGGCUUGGCACGGACCAGCCUCCUGAUAUCGGUGGGGAGCCUAUGUGCCCUGUUGUCCAGACAGCAGCAGCGAGAUGCUGGGUGUCCGAUGGCCCUCGUGGUGGCUCCCGCCCAAGGCCGGCAGGAGCAGCAGCCUGGCGUAGGGGACAGGGCCGGACAGCCCCGGGUUCUGGUCCCCACUCCUCCACUCUCCAGUUGUGUGCCUGAAUUAGACGCCGAGCCCCCGAGCCUGCUCACCUGGAGUGUGACACGUUUCUUCCCCGCCCCUCCUCCUUCCGCCAGCGUCAUCAUGACCGGGGCCUACAACAACUUCUUCCGCAUGUUUGACCGGAACACCAAACGCGACGUGACCCUGGAGGCCUCGAGGGAGAGCAGCAAGCCGCGGGCCGUGCUCAAGCCCAGGCGCGUGUGCGUGGGCGGCAAGCGCCGGCGGGACGACAUCAGCGUGGACAGCCUGGACUUCACCAAGAAGAUCCUGCACACGGCCUGGCACCCGGCCGAGAACAUCAUCGCCAUCGCGGCCACCAACAACCUGUACAUCUUCCAGGACAAGGUCAACUCCGAGAUGCACUAGGUGUGCGCGCAGAGCCCUGUCGGGGACGCGCUUGUCCUGCGCACGGCCGAGGCCGGGAGCGCGCCCCUCCCGCCCAGUCCCCAGGCUGGAACGCCGCUGGCCACUGUCUGUUUGAAAACCGGAGGAAGAAGGGUUCAGAGCCACAGACCGUAAUGUGGACGUGACUGUCGACUUGGGGUUCAGGCCCUUCGUUCAUUAACUGCGUGCCGCCUGCUCCGCUCUUAGGACCUUGUCAUUUCCAGGGUCCCUUUUCACUCCUUCCGGCAGCAACUCGCAGGGGAAAGCGGGCGCCCGGGGAGCCUCCCGGGCCCCACAUCUUAAGGGACAGACAGUGAACUCGAACGAUUCUUUUGAUUACAAAAGGAGCAGUUUCCGCUGUCUCAGAGCUGAGGGUUCGUUCCCUUUGCUUUUC